Molecule: messenger RNA, 579 nt
Organism: Haemonchus placei
Lineage: Eukaryota; Metazoa; Nematoda; Chromadorea; Rhabditida; Trichostrongylidae
Source: the annotation of a GenBank genome assembly
AUGAGCAAUGAGGAAAUAUCGGAGAAAAAAAAAAACGUACACAACUGUAUACAUUCCCUAGAAGCCACUAUAAACCGGCUUUCCUUUUGGUGGAUGUUAAACUGGCACAAUAACGGAGUAUUGUUUGACUUUUUCCUCAUUGUACUCUUUAAACCGCCAUUGUUGAUAUUUGUUGUUGGCAUCGCAUGGUUUCAUUUCCAAUUUGGCACCAUCCUUUGUCAUCUCCAUACAUUUCUGCGAUACUGCAUGAUAUAAUCGACCAGUCUGAUUUCCACCCUGUUCAUGACAUGGAUAUGGUGAGACCGGCUUUGCAUCGUUGUCUUCACCGAUCGCACUAUCCACACAAUAUGGUGCACCUUGAUUUCGUAGCUGGUUGCCGCCAGCGCCGUGACACCCGUACAAUUUCACUGGUUUCUUCUUCUCAUGCCGACCAAUAGCACAAUCCAAGCAACGAGCAUUCGAAAUAUCGCCAAGAUUCCGAACCUCAACACACAACCACAUGCUUCGAAGACGCACGGUGUUGUCAUUACCUCAUACUCACAUACACGCACAGACAAGCAAACUUUUUUAGGCAAAUAG